AUGAUGGAUGAGGCGAACACUGACGAAGGCGAAGUCCUCACAGGGGCUGAACUCUUUCACUACUUGAUUAAACGAAAUGAGGAACAACUGUUGGAAUGCAAAAGAAAGAUAAAGGAAUACAUAAAACUCCGGGAUGUGUUGCAGAACCUCACGGACAGAUGUCGACUGCCUGUGCUCGCUCCAGUAGCGGGUGGAAUGGCAUACUUUGAAUCUACUAUGGAUUACACAAACAAUAUUCUCGUACUUCUUGGUGAUAGCUGGUUUGCAGAGCGGAGUGCAAAGCAAGCACGUGAAAUCGCCGGUCGUCGUCUCGAAUUUCUUCAACAAGAAGAAGUCGCUCUCGUUGCGGAGGGAAAAGCGUUAAUGGAGCGACAAAGUCUUUUUCUCGCAGAGAUCCCAAACGCGGAGCAGGCAAUGGCAGAGGUGGAGGCUGUGAAGGCUAAUGCUAUCCAUGGCAAUAAGGGGAAAGAGAGAGAGAGUGUGGAAGUCUCUUCUCGACCUGCGGCAUCCACAGUUGUGCCUUCUGAUGCUCCAAUGGCCUCAGUGCCGUCAAGGACGGAUGAGAUGUCUCUCUUGAUGGGAUUGGAGAAUGAGGAUUUGGCGGUAAUUGAUGAACUCGAUCAAUUAACCGAGGAAGAACUAAUACAGAUUGAGGAGGAGUUGGGAGACAGAAUUGAGGAUGAUGAAUUGGUGGAGCGGAUCAUGACAGAAAGACUGAUAGCUAAAAAAGAGAAACGCGUACAGGAGGAACUGCGAAGGAGACAGGCAGGGGAAACACAAUUGUCUACAAAAGCAACAACAACUAUACCACAAACAGAGAAGGAGGAGAAACAGAAGGAGAAGAAAUGUUUAACGGCUACAGAAGGAGUAUUCGGUACACCUGGGGAUAUAGGACGAGUUGCUGCCUCUGUGGUUUCUAGCGUUGCGAAGAGCAAUUCAGAUGAAGUGAGUACUGUGAGUUCCUCUAAUCGCCGUGUUAAAUUUAGUGAUGUUGUGCAGUUUGUUCCUCCAGAUGAGCCCGCUGUGGCGGUGAAGUAUCCUCUAACAACAUCAACAACAACAACAAUAACAGAGAAAAUAGUAGAGAAAUCAUCUUCCACUGGUUGUGUUCUCGGGGAGGUGGUGGAGCACGAUGUGAUGGACUCGUUAUCUCUCAAGUCUACUGGUGGUUCUGUAAACGUUAGUUCUGCAGCCAAAAAGAAGAAGUCUCUUUUUCGAAGCGAGUUAGAAAAAGGUACAGAGUAA
This is a messenger RNA of Trypanosoma theileri, 1245 nucleotides long. RefSeq lists its product as uncharacterized. The record is from RefSeq and is a predicted model, not a curated record. Gene Ontology annotation, molecular function: chromatin binding; phosphatase inhibitor activity; transcription corepressor activity. The transcript has a single exon. NCBI's taxonomy places the organism in Eukaryota, Euglenozoa, Kinetoplastea, Trypanosomatida, Trypanosomatidae. Gene Ontology annotation, biological process: negative regulation of transcription by RNA polymerase II; negative regulation of phosphatase activity. Bases 1 to 1245 code for a protein of 414 amino acids.